This is a messenger RNA of Paramecium primaurelia, 1742 nucleotides long. The record is from the annotation of a GenBank genome assembly. NCBI's taxonomy places the organism in Eukaryota, Ciliophora, Oligohymenophorea, Peniculida, Parameciidae.
AUGAGUCAUUAAGGAGUACUGUCAUCAAAGCAAUAAGAAGCAGCCUUCUUUAAAAUACUUAAAAAGUAAUGCAAUUUGAUUUGUGCAGAUUGUUCAUCAAAAUCUCCUACUUGGGUAUCUCUAGAUUUUGGUGUUUUUGUAUGCUAUAAUUGUUCAGGUAUUUCAAUAAAAUAUUGUUUUAGGAUAACAUAGAGCCUUAGGUUAAAAUAUAACUAGGGUUAGAUCAACUAAAUUAGAUUGUUGGACCCAAGAAAAUGUUGAUUUGAUGGAUGCUUUGGGAAACGAUUAGAAUGAGUAAAUUAUUUUUUAUACAUAUAUAUAGGUAUUGGGAAUGCAGAUUACAAAAGAAUAACAAGAUUCAACCAUCUGCUACUCCGGAAGAAAUUAAAUUCUUUGUUUAAGAAAAGUAUGUAAAGAGAACUUGGGUAAAGUAGGGUCAGGCUGAUCCAAAAACUAGAUAUACAUAAUGUCUUAUGAGUGGGGUACCUUUUAGAGUUGUAAAAACUAACACAUUUUUUAGUGAAAAUGGAACUCAAGGUUAACAGGUAAAAGAUGAUAUGAAACAAUUUCAUUCUUCUCAAUAGUAAGGAAUACAAAGAAAUACUAGGUAAUUUAGUAUAGACUCUAAAUAAACAUAAAUAGAAGCUAAUCUUAUCUCACCAGAUAAGGGUAGUCAAUUUGAUUGGAAUUCAUUUCAUCAUUUUUCUACUUUUUCUGGUGUACCCAAUAAUCAUUCAUAUUAAACAAACUAAUUAUAAAUACCUCCUAAAAAAUAAUAAUUGAAUGAGGAUUAAUCACCAAGUUUCAAAGCAAAAAAUAAUAACUUAAAUGAAUUUGAUUUAUUAACCUAUUCAACCUUAGCAGAUAAUUAAUAAUUAAUGUCUCAUAAUACAGCUAAUUAAUCAACUUAAUAAUAAUAAACUCAUUAGCAAUUCAAUAGUCAAAAUUCGUAAUGUAAUACAAUAACUUAAUAAUCAUGGUAAUAAGCUUAGAAAGAGGCUUAAGUACUAUCACAGUAACAAGCAAAUUAAUAAAUAUGUUAUUCAAACCAACAAAAUUAAUUAAUAAACUCUGGAAAUAAUGCUAACGGGUCUAUUAAUUAAUAAUAGAGUUGUGGAUAAUAACCAUUAUAAUAAACAUAAUAAUCGUAGUAAUAACAAUCAUAAUAAUAUAAUUAAGCAAGUAGUAAACCUCCACUUCCUGGAAAAUAAAAUGUUUAAACCAAUUAUUAAACAAAUAAUUUUACUUAUUAAUAAAUAAAUAAUCAAUAAAAUUGUUAAACUAAUUAAUAAUAGCCUAAGUUAUAAUAAUAAUUAACAAACUAAUAAUAAUAAUAUCAAAAUAUGAAUCAAAAUUAAUAAAAUAAUACAUAAAGUUUUGGAUUUAAUAAUAAUACUGAUAUAAAUAAUUAUUAGAAAAUAUAUUAGGGUUAUAAUAAUCUCUCAUUUUCAAUAAAUUAAGUAAGUCAGAGUAAUAAUAAUAAUAAUAAUAAUAAUAAUAAUAAUAAUAAUAAUAAUAAUAAUAAUAAUAAUAAUAAUAAUAAUAAUAAUAAUAUUAAUAAUAAUAUUAAUACUUUUUAUUAUAAUAACUAAUAAUAUAACAAUUUUGAUACAAUUAAUUAAUUUUCAACUUAAAAGUACUAAAAUAAUCCCUUUGCAAAAGAUGCGCAAGACAUAAGGAACCUUUAUAAUACUCAAUAGCCGAGCAAGUAUGAUUAAUUGAGAAACAAUCCUUUUGUUUGA